UUCUGCCAACAUUUCUCGAAAAGUUCAACUAGCCGAGAAUAAUUAAAUGAACCCUUACAUGGACCUGUGUAUGCACUUCAUUUAUACAAAAGCGAACACUCCCCCCCCAGAAUCUUCACCAUGACUCGGAAAUCAUCCAUUUCUCUGCGGUUCGUUGUCAUUGGCGCCGGUAUAGCAGGCCUUUCUUGUGCAUAUCUGUUACAACAAAGUGGCCAUGAAGUAGUUGUGCUAGAGAAGCAAUCCCGCAGACCAGAGAAUCCAGACGGUGGUCUCAAAGUCCCUCCCAACAUGGCUCGCCUAUUACAUCUCUUUCCUGGAACAAUGGAGAUGUUGAAGGAGAAGGCAAGAAUGUGUUCUGGGGUCUAUUUCCACGCAGGGGAGUCCUCCAAAUUAUUGGGCCGAAUGAUCUUCAAAGAAGAAAUCAUGUCUGAUUUGGGAAGUGACUUUUACAUGGUUGCGUAUUCCGACUUCAUUGCACACCUCUAUGAUCUGUGUAUCAGCUCGGGAGUUCGUAUCAAACAUGGCUUUAUCGCCAAGAACGUCGUCGCCCCUUCAGGUUCACCCCCAGUAGUGGUAUCCGAAUCUGGUGUCCAAAUCACUGCGGACGUUGUCGUAGGUGCAGAGGGAAGAAACAGUAUAACCCGACAAGCUGUUCACUCAGAGGAUCAGGAAUCUGACGAUGAUUUGUUGGAAUUCCACAUUCCGAACGGUAGUAACGGUGCAACACCGAAGACAGAAUUAACUCGAGUACUUGCUGCCAGUGUUACAAUUCCCAUAUCUCUCAUGAAGGAUGACCCACAGCUAGCGCCUCUGACACGAGAUGACCGAUUCGUCGUAUGGACAGGGAACGGAAGUUCCGUAGGGACUACCUGCUGCGGCGGUAAAUUCGUCGUGACAUACAACGCGCAUUCUUCAGGCCCAAAUGAUAGGGACCUUGAAUGGGAUGACCCUGCUCCGGUGUCGACCUUCCUCGAAAGGGUUCAAGACUAUCAUCCUCUGGUGCGAAAAGUGGCAAGACUCGCUAAAUCGAGUCAUUGGACCAUACAAGUUCCAAUGGAUCGUUCAAGUUUUACCAACCCUCAAAAUAACGUGGUCGUUAUCGGAGAUGCAGCCCAUACUCUACCAAUUAAUACUACCCAUAGUUGUUCUGCAGCGAUGGAGGACGCAGUGACAUUUGGAUAUCUUUUCUCCCACCUCAAAUCUCGCAAUCAAGUCCCACUUUUCUUCAACGGUUAUAACCAUAUCCGAGGAGAUCGUACAAAACAGAGUGAGGAGCUCGAGUUUGAUGGCAUUUCCGUCGUUUCCGUACCUCCAGGCCCUCAUCGAGAUACGAGAGACUCAGCGUUGGGGAUGACUCUUCAUCUCGAAGGAGCAGAUGAUGAAACUCUUGCUCGAGUGUGGGGAGACUACGUGAGGGCAUUCAACUAUGAUGCAGUGGAUGCGGUAGAUGAAUGGUAUAUGAACUGGGCCAAACCCUUACAUUCUACGACGAAUUCCGCGUACUGAUGGAACUCAAGGGAAGGAUCCCUUGGCAGUAGUCCCACUCCUUUGUCUACAGUGCUAUGUAUACAAUCUAUAUCCCUAUCUAUGUAUUGUACUGUAUUGUACCGAAAUGAGCGGAGACAACUGGUAAUGCGUCAAUGCACCAG
Molecule: messenger RNA, 1649 nt
Organism: Marasmius oreades (fairy-ring Marasmius)
Lineage: Eukaryota; Fungi; Basidiomycota; Agaricomycetes; Agaricales; Marasmiaceae
Exons: 13
Coding region: 121-1506 (461 amino acids)
Biological process (GO): secondary metabolite biosynthetic process
Molecular function (GO): FAD binding; monooxygenase activity
Source: RefSeq, a predicted model, not a curated record